Messenger RNA from Dothidotthia symphoricarpi CBS 119687, 1483 nucleotides. RefSeq lists its product as uncharacterized. Bases 106 to 1392 code for a protein of 428 amino acids. NCBI's taxonomy places the organism in Eukaryota, Fungi, Ascomycota, Dothideomycetes, Pleosporales, Dothidotthiaceae. The transcript is spliced from 2 exons. The record is from RefSeq and is a predicted model, not a curated record.
AAAAAAAACAAUCUUGUAGAUUUCCCGCAUCUUUCAAAGCCAUUUCCCAAGAAACCAAGACCUGAUGAGCCACUUAGCCCUGGAAGCAUAGAAUGGGACUAUUUCAUGGACUUCCCGACCGAGUACGCCACAGCGAUCAACGAUAAGAAUUCAGAGAAUGGAGAGGUCACUCAUCUACAAGGCACACCAAUAUCAGAUCGAGUAUCGGUCAAGACGCCAUCACCUAUGCCUAUCUCUCAAGUAGACGGUUCUCAUACCCAACCGGACACUUACACCCCUACACUGGCACGGAGCGGAGCCUCAAACAAGGUGUCAGAACACGGACAUAUUGACCUAAUUAUGAAGGAAGCCAACAAAGACAGAGCGAAGACAAGCCCCAUUGUUAAUGGCGAUGGCGUUUACACCUUCUUGCCUGCAACUAAAGCGGGUCUGGCGCCCAACUUCAGUUAUCCGACUGUCGGGAGUACAUUGUACAAUCGCCAAACAGUUGAGCGGUUGCAAAACCAGGUCGAGUUGAAUGAGAACAUGUACCCGUACCCCCUCAUGGUAAAUGGGGAGAAAGGAUCGUCACACUUGUCGAACGGUGUCACCAAAGACAGUUCCAGCAGCUUAUACUCUAAGGACUCGCUGUAUCGUCCACCCACGCCACCCCAAAAUGGCAAGGGACAUACACGCAAAACUCUCGUUGGUGUUCCGACGUCUCCCCACCAGGUGAACCAUAGCGCCACUAUAGCCAGCCAAGAAAUGAUGAUCCACGAACUCCAUGACACAAUUUCUACCCUGAGAAACCGUGUCGUCGAGCUCGAAGACAGCGUCGUUCCACAUCUCUCCGCCCGGCUCGAAAGACGAAACAAGAAGAUCUCCGAAUUGCAGUCAAGAAUUCCAGAGUUACAGGAAGAAGUCAUCGAUCUAAAAAUCGCCAUAGAUUUCGGUAAUAAAGUGCUCGGUGGAUGUUGGGUUCGAGAAUGGGAGGUGUGGCGUACCCUUGCGCAAAUCACAGAGAAGAGGCGAAUAAGAAGCAACGGUCUAUUAUACAGGCUCUUCGCCUGUCCGAGGACCUUGGAUUACAGAGAUUUGGAGGGAGGUGAUAUGCCGACGGGGUAUGAGUGGCAGAUAUUUGCUAACGGACCAAAUCCAACGGGCUCGGAGAGGGUGUUGGCGCAUAUGAGGGGAGAUCGUCGCCAGCGGGUGGAUAGUGCAUUGACGAGAAGGGACAGUGGGGGUUCGUUGUCGAAUAGGGAGCUCGACGCUUUAUAUCUGAUGGCUGGACAGAAUUUAAGGAUCUUGAAGGACGAUUUGGGAGAGAUGGUCAGGCUUGUGCAGGGGUGUAAGAGAGUUGCGAUCACUGGGAUACAGGAUAUUGAACCAGCGGAUGGGUGGAGGGAGGUUUGAUACCCAAUUCUCUGUAUUGAGAAACUUCAUGUUUGUUUGGUAGUUGACCCAAAGGAUUCUGUAUGGACGGGUAUAUGUCUACGGGUUGAAC